UCCAUGCUGUUAUGGCUGGGAAAGAGGAGGAUUAAUGAAGACUAUUUCUUAAGUCAGCGCUGGAAGCAUUCUAAAACACGGGAACAGCGUUCGCUGAGUUUUCCCAGCUCUCUGCCUCCCCUCGCUAGCUCCUUUCCCUGGCCCAGAAGGCUCUGCCCUAGGGUUUCCAUCUCCUUCUCCUCUCCUGGGGAGCCUACAGCCUAGGCGAGAGGUGGUUAAGGCUUCUGGCUGCUCUGCAGUAGGGCCAUCUGUGUUUGAUCAAUCCAGGCGGAAAGGAGGGGGUGGGGACUGUGAAGAGACUGAAAGCAUUCCAGAGUAGUGAGAGAGACCCGAGAUCCAGAAAGGGGGGAAGCCCCGCCCCCACCCCGCCUCCAGAGCCAACCCGCGGGCUUCAGUGGGAGAGGCGCCUGCACACGACUGCCCACUCCGACCGUGGCCCUCCUGGCCCUCCUGCCCCGCUGCCAUGGGACCCUGCGCUCCUCUCCUCGUCUUGCUCCUUUUGUCCUGGUCGGGACCCCUUCGGGGACAGCAGCACCACCUGGUGGAGUACAUGGAACGCCGACUAGCCGCCCUAGAGGAACGGCUGGCCCAGUGCCAAGACCAGAGCAGCCGGCAGGCUGCUGAGCUUCGAGACUUCAAGAACAAGAUGCUGCCACUGCUGGAGGUGGCCGAGAAGGAGCGGGAGGCCCUCAGAACUGAGGCUGACACCAUCUCAGGGAGAGUGGACCGUCUGGAGCGGGAGGUUGACUAUCUGGAGACCCAGAACCCAGCUCUGCCCUGUGUAGAAGUUGAUGAGAAGGCGACUGCAGGCUCGGGGACCAAAGGCAAGGGCAGGAGAAAUGAGAAGUACGAUAUGGUGACAGACUGUGGCUACACCAUCUCUCAGGUGAGAUCAAUGAAGAUUCUGAAGCGGUUUGGUGGCCCAGCUGGUCUAUGGACCAAGGAUCCAUUGGGGCCCACAGAGAAGAUCUACGUGUUAGAUGGGACACAGAAUGACACAGCCUUCGUCUUCCCAAGGCUGCGUGACUUCACUCUCGCCAUGGCUGCCCGGAAAGCUUCCCGAAUCCGGGUGCCCUUCCCCUGGGUAGGCACAGGGCAGCUGGUAUAUGGCGGCUUUCUUUAUUACGCCCGGAGGCCUCCUGGAGGACCUGGAGGGGGUGGCGAGUUGGAGAACACUUUGCAGCUCAUCAAAUUCCACCUGACAAACCGAACAGUGGUGGACAGCUCCGUGUUCCCAGCGGAGGGUUUGAUCCCCCCAUAUGGGCUGACAUCAGACACCUACAUUGACCUGGCCGCUGAUGAGGAGGGUCUUUGGGCUGUCUAUGCCACCCGGGAGGAUGACAGGCACUUGUGUCUGGCCAAGUUAGACCCACAGACACUGGACACCGAGCAGCAGUGGGACACACCAUGUCCCAGAGAGAACGCUGAGGCCGCCUUUGUCAUCUGUGGGACCCUCUACGUCGUCUAUAACACCCGCCCUGCCAGUCGGGCCCGCAUCCAGUGCUCCUUUGAUGCCAGCGGCACCCUGACCCCUGAAAGGGCAGCACUCCCUUAUUUCCCACGCCGAUAUGGUGCCCAUGCCAGCCUCCGCUAUAACCCCCGGGAGCGCCAGCUCUACGCCUGGGAUGAUGGCUACCAGAUUGUCUAUAAGCUGGAGAUGAGGAGGAAAGAGGAAGAAGUUUGAGGAGGUCAACACAUUUCAGGCCAGGCAAAGACGACCCAGACCCAGAGCUCUGACCCUCGGAUGGGGGCAACCCCUGUCAACAGGCAACGGAGUAUUUCUUGCGUCAGUUCGAGUCAGAGGAGAGAAGAGUAGUAGGAGAAGGAGACUUUUAACUCUGCCCUCUUGCCCUUCUCCCUUGAGUGGCCUAAAGAAUGGGGCUUUUUCCACCUCGUUUUGUAUUGCAACAUUUUGCAUUAAAAGGAAAAUCCACUGCU
This is a messenger RNA of Pteropus alecto (black flying fox), 1938 nucleotides long. RefSeq names its product olfactomedin like 3 (gene OLFML3). The record is from RefSeq and is a predicted model, not a curated record. NCBI's taxonomy places the organism in Eukaryota, Metazoa, Chordata, Mammalia, Chiroptera, Pteropodidae. The transcript has 4 exons. Bases 464 to 1684 code for a protein of 406 amino acids. Gene Ontology annotation, biological process: signal transduction.